AUCUAAAUUCAUAAUUAUUUUCAAUUCAAUUUUUCUCUUGAAUUAACUGCGAUUUCGACUAUUUAACUACUUAAAUCAACACCAAAAUGUCGAUAUGUUGUGAAUUUAAGCAUAUAUUACUAUUUACAAAUAUCUACGUUUGACAAAGUUUUGAAGUUAGGUGUUUCAAUGGAACUUUAAUUUUUAUAUACGUUGCAUUUCGUGGGUAAAACGCAAGUUUCGGAUCGAGUUACAUCUAUUGGUACGACACACGAGAUCUAUAAAAAUGCAAAGGAAGCCGGGCUUUCCUGUUGCCAAUUGCAACAUAAGAAUACCGGACAGCACGGCCCCAUCAGAAGGUGUGGAGGAGGAGGAGCCUCCGCAGCGCCGCCAGCAGCUCAUCAACUACGGCCACUCUCAGUGGGGCUUCAACAACUGGAGUUGGGCUGUCACCAAGCAAGACUUGGAUUUCGUGGAGAUAUCAAACGGCAAGUACACGGCGGGGGUUGUGUCAUUCGUAUCAGUCUCUGUGAAAGGCCUCGGCAUCCAUCGCGAGAAUGUCGGCUACGCGACCUCCACCGCGCCGCACAAGGGCGCCGCCAUACAUAACUCUAGAAAGUGUGCGGUAACAAACGCCCUGCGCGAAACGUUGCUGAGUUUUGGUGGUACUGUCGCCACAGACUUGCUGGAGCUGCUCGAGGCGAAUCGAAACGAUACCCCUCACCAAAACCAGAAUCAAACCCCCAACCAAAACCCAGUCAAAAACCAGAACCAUGUAUCGUCAGACCCGAUCCAUGAAAACAACCAGAAUAUUGCAAACACAACCGCCAACAAAGUUACAGAGAAGAGUGUGUCGAAAGUGAAGAAAGAUGAGGUGCCGGGCGCGGCCAAACUUCCAACGGGUCCAUUGAAGAACAUGGUGCAACCUGUGGCCAAGGCGCAUCCGAUGCCCGCCAACGUGCCGGCCAACGUACCGCCCAACGUACCGCCGAACGUUGCGAACCGCCCGCAGCCAACAGCCAACGCACCACGACAUCCCCCGCUCGCGCCCGCACCUCCAACCCUCCGCCCCAACUCUAACGUAAGUUUCGUCCUCCAACCCGUCAUGGGAGGGGUCGUACCCCCCAUGUAUACGAACCCCACGUAUACCCCUAACCGCAUAGCCCCUCCGCCGCCACCGAUGUUCCCAAACUUCUACGACUAUUCCGGGCCGUGGCACUUCGCGUACGAGCCGUUCGACCGUCACCAUGGCAACGUGAACCUAAACUUUAAUAUGCCGCCUAAAAACUUGGUGGUGAACAGUCGCGCUGGAUCCGUGGAGUGUAAAGGACGUGAGGAGCAUUACGGUGGGCAAGGUUGCUGGAUCAAACCUACCAUUUUCUAUGAUGGAUUUUGGACAGAGCAAAAGGUUAAGAAGUGGGUAGCGGAGCAGGUGGAAAAGCAGUUUCCAGACGACCCCGCACACAAACAGCCCCCGCCCGACCCUGCACCCAACUCCUAAUAAAUUGUUUAUAGCAUAUUUAGUGAUCUAAGGGGUAGUAGGAAGAAAUAGAAAUUAACAGAACGUCUGUUCAAUACAAAGUACGAAAAGUACGUGCGACGGUUAGAGCUUAGAAUAUUUUGACUUUCCUUAAACUAUGGCUGAAACCUAUAGAGCGCACUUAAACUUUAUUAAUACUUCAGACAGAAUUAAAUCAGACUUAUAUAUCUGCAUAAGUCUCGU
Maniola jurtina (meadow brown) is the source of this 1702-nucleotide messenger RNA. RefSeq names its product DNA repair and recombination protein RAD52-like. NCBI's taxonomy places the organism in Eukaryota, Metazoa, Arthropoda, Insecta, Lepidoptera, Nymphalidae. The record is from RefSeq and is a predicted model, not a curated record. The transcript has 4 exons. Gene Ontology annotation, biological process: mitotic recombination; double-strand break repair via homologous recombination; double-strand break repair via single-strand annealing. Gene Ontology annotation, cellular component: nucleus. Bases 266 to 1480 code for a protein of 404 amino acids.